AUGGCCGCCACACCAAGGGACCAACUGGACGUCAUAAUUAUUGGCGCUGGCCUCAGCGGUCUUCGUGCAGCAAGGGAAAUCCACGCCGCAGGCUUGACCUAUGUCGUCCUUGAAGCAAUGGAUCGCGUAGGCGGCAAGACGCUCUCUGUCCGGGCAUCUCCCAAUGGCAAUGGCGUUGUAGACCUGGGUGCUGCCUGGAUCAACGACACCAACCAGUCUGAAAUAUAUUCGCUAGCGAAAGAGUUCCAGUUCGAUCUUGUCAAGCAACGUGACCAAGGCGAGUCUGUUGCCAGAAAUUUGGAGGGACAGGUUGACAAAAUUCCCCACGGCAUGCUAGCAAAGAUGGAACCCGAACAACUUGAACAAGUCAUGCAGCUUCUGCAAGCACUUGGCGAACUUGCCGAACAAAACAACCUAGACAAUCCUAAUGCUACACCCAAUGCCGAAGCGCUAGACUUAGUAUCUCUUCACGAAUUCGUGGCGAACGAGUUCAAGGACGACGGCGUAAGUAUGCUGGUCAACGAAAUGUCUAAGUCUCUCGUCGGUCUGGAAAGUAGCGAAAGCAGCGCACUAUACUUUUUGGAUACCAUUAAGCGUGCCACUGGGCUUGCAAACAUCAUUUCCGAUGGGAAGAAUGGUGGGCAAUACUUGCGGAAUCGUCAAGGAAACCAAUCGUUUAGUAUCAAGAUGGCGGCAGACUUGAUACCAGGUAGCGUCAAGCUUUCUGCGCCAGUGAGAAGCGUAAGCCAAUCCCAAGAUGGAUGUAUCGUCGAAACGAAGACGGGAGACAAGUACACUGGAAAAAAGGUUAUCGUAUCUCUCCCAUCGUGUCUACUCCCGUCGAUUCAAUUCUCUCCCGAACUACCUGCACCGAGACAGCGUCUGAGCCAAUCCACCAAGCUGGGAUACUACGCGAAGACUAUUCUCGUGUAUGCCGAACCGUGGUGGCAUCAUGCCGACUUGUCAGGAACUUACACAUCAACUGGCACUGCCAUUUCAUUCACCCGUGACAGCUCCGUUCCUGAAGACAAUCAAUAUAGCCUUACUUGCUUCCAUGCCGGAGACACAGGACGAAGUUGGUCAGGACAAUCCGCCGAGGACCGUCAAGCCACUGUUCUCAAAGAGAUCCAGAAUGCCUUUGAAGCGGCAACUGGGGCACGCAUUCCCGAACCUAUCAAUGUCAUUGAGAAGGAAUGGGUAAAAGAUCCUUGGGCACUGGGGGCUCCUAGUGCGGUGAUGCCGCCCGGAGUGUUUACCAGCGACGCAGGCAAGACGCUGUGUGAGCCAUAUGGCAAUGUACACUUCAUUGGGACAGAGACGGCGGAUGUUUGGAGGGGAUAUAUGGAUGGUGCGGUUCGUUCUGGAAUCCGGGGUGCGAAGGAGGUCAUUCAUACGUUGGGCAAGUCGACUCAGGGGCGAAAUCUGGCUCGCGGACAACUGUAG
Messenger RNA from Pochonia chlamydosporia 170, 1443 nucleotides. Its product is annotated as Amine oxidase. Gene Ontology annotation, molecular function: oxidoreductase activity. The record is from RefSeq and is a predicted model, not a curated record. Lineage: Eukaryota; Fungi; Ascomycota; Sordariomycetes; Hypocreales; Clavicipitaceae. The transcript is spliced from 3 exons. Bases 1 to 1443 code for a protein of 480 amino acids.